This is a messenger RNA of Fusarium subglutinans, 1113 nucleotides long. RefSeq names its product NADPH2 dehydrogenase chain OYE2. Gene Ontology annotation, molecular function: NADPH dehydrogenase activity; FMN binding. Lineage: Eukaryota; Fungi; Ascomycota; Sordariomycetes; Hypocreales; Nectriaceae. The transcript has a single exon. The record is from RefSeq and is a predicted model, not a curated record. Bases 1 to 1113 code for a protein of 370 amino acids.
AUGACAAACAUUACAAGUCCAAUCGAUAUCGGGAGAUGUUCGUUGAGGCAUCGCGUCGUGAUGGCACCGAUGACGCGCUUGCGAGCAGAUGAAAACCACGCACCGUUAGAUAUGGUGAGAGAGUAUUAUGCACAGAGAGCUUCAGUUCCAGGCACGCUUCUCAUUACGGAAGCGACCUUCAUAUCGGCCAAAUCACGAGGGCGUGAUGAAAAUGCCCCGGGAAUAUUUACGCAGGAGCAGGUCAAGGCGUGGCGGCAUGUAACGAACGAUGUUCACAGCAAAGAUUCCUUCAUCUUCAUACAGCUAUGGCACGUCGGCAGAGCAGCUCGACAACAUGCGUUAGACAAGGCUGGCCUGGAAAUGGUCAGCAGUAGCGACGUUCCCAUUAGCGACGAAUAUCCAACACCACGGCCCAUGACUACAGAGGAAAUCUCGGAAUGCAUUGCGUCUUUCGCUAGCGCUGCUAGAAAUGCCAUCGACGCAGGUUUCGACGGCGUCGAGAUUCAUGCUGCAAACGGAUACCUCAUCGACCAAUUCACGCAAGAUACAUGUAACAGACGAACAGAUGAAUGGGGCGGCAGUAUCGAGAAUCGGUCACGCUUCUGUCUUGAGAUUGCGAAAGCUGUUUCACGAGAGAUAGGAACAGAUCGGACAGCUAUUCGACUGUCACCUUUCAGUACGUUCCAAGGCAUGCGAAUGCAGGAUCCUGAACCUCAGUUCACAUAUCUGAUCUCCGAGCUGAAGCAUCUGGGGCUCGCGUACCUACAUCUCAUUGAGCCGCGUAUUGCUGGAAAUGUGGACAGGGAGACCGAUGACAUAGAGAGCCUUGACUUUGCGCUUGAUGCAUGGAGUUGGGCCGGACCAGUCAUUCUAGCAGGGGGCUACACAGCGGAGAAGGCAAACAAAGCCCUGGAAACAAGUUUCAAAGACCGACCUGUUGCGUUUGCGUUCGGAAGACACUUUAUAUCUAAUCCGGAUUUGCCGCUUAGACUCGCGAGGAAUAUUCCCCUGGCGGCGUGUCAUAGGGAUACUUUUUACAAGGUGACGAGCACGGAUGGGUACACGGAUUAUCCUUUCAGCGAAGGAUGGAAGGAGGGACAAACGGUAGAGUAA